This is a messenger RNA of Ooceraea biroi (clonal raider ant), 1177 nucleotides long. RefSeq names its product cyclin Q (gene koko). The record is from RefSeq and is a predicted model, not a curated record. Gene Ontology annotation, biological process: regulation of transcription by RNA polymerase II. Gene Ontology annotation, molecular function: cyclin-dependent protein serine/threonine kinase regulator activity. Lineage: Eukaryota; Metazoa; Arthropoda; Insecta; Hymenoptera; Formicidae.
AAAUCUCUACUUGUUUGUCCCUCUAUCUUUCACGGUGGUAUACAUUGCGCGAAGUUGUGCCCGCGAGCGAGUGACAGAAUUUCUUGUAUGUAUAAGACCUGUUACGAUUUUUUAUGCAAAGAUAUCUUUUGUAAAAUACGUGAGUCCGACAUGAAUCCCUCGGAACCAAGUGGCACCGAGACUCUCAGGUACAAUGAGUUUACAUUGGACGAUUCUACAACAAGUUCUAAGAUGAAAGAUGUAAUUGACGUUCUUGCAAUGCAACGGGAAAAGAGAAACACGCUACAGAAAAGCAUUACAAUCGAUUAUACCAAAUCUAAUGACACUUUCGCAGCUUCACGAUUUAUCUUCGAGUGCGGCUUGAAAUUAGAAGCUCAUCCAUUAACAAUAGCAACCGCUGCGACGUUAUAUCACAGAUUUAUGAAUGAAGCGACGCCACAAGGAUACGACAAUUACCUGAUAGCAGCAACCUGUCUUUACUUGGCCAGUAAAGUAAAAGACGACACACUGAAAAUAAGAGACAUCAUGAACGUAUCCUACAACACGCUUCACAGAGGAUCUCAGCCGUUAGAUCUUGGGGAUCAAUAUUGGAGUAUGAGGGAUGGAAUUGUCCAAGCGGAACUGUUGAUCAUGAGAAUGCUUAAGUUUCAGGUUGUGCCUGUGCAUCCACAUAAGUAUUUGCUUCAUUACUUACGAUCUUUACAAGCUUGGUUCGGUGAGGAGGAGUGGUCCAAGUAUCCAGUAGCCAAAACCAGCAUGGCGUUACUACAAGAUUUUCACCAUUCCCCAGCUAUUCUCGAUUAUCCACCAAAUUUAAUAGCCAUAGCUUGUAUCAACUUGGCGUUGCAAAUUUAUGGUGUAGUUGUACCUUUGAUGGACGAGUGUGACCAACAGCCAUGGUUCAAUGUUUUCUGCAAGGACCUGACGAGAGAAAAAUUGUGGGAAAUUAUGGAGAAAAUCAUGGCCUCGUACGACGAAGAACCUGAAACGCGAGAUAACUGAUUGUCGUGUAUUUGCACCUAUCGCAAUAAUAAGAUUGUGGAAGAUUUUUAAUUGUACUAUUUUUUGUGAAUUGUACUACUAGGCUACAUUGACUGUCAUCAAUGAAGAUGUGUUUUGGAGUGUAAUUUUUAACCAUAAGUGGAAAAAAAUAAAUUAAAAUAAAGAAUAAAACAAA